AUGCUAGUAUCGACUAUGGCGGUGGAUCAAAUAUCUGGAUACUUUAGUGAAGACAACAUCAAAGUUGGUGAUAUAGUAAUUGAGGAUCAGGAGUUCAUCGAAGCAACAAGGGAACCUGGUAUUACAUUAUUGGGAGGGAAGUUUGACGGUAUCAUUGGGCUUGGAUUUAAGGAGAUCUCUCUUGACAAUGCUCUCCCAAUAUGGGACAAUAUGUUCAAUCAACAUCUAGUUAAGGAGCACAUUUUUUCAUUUUGGCUUAACCAAAGAGGUAAUGAAGGAGGAGGGGGUGAAAUCAUCUUCGGUGGUGUUGAUCCAAAUCACUACAAAGGUGUGCACACGUUUGUUCCAGUUACUCAAAAGGGAUAUUGGCAGUUUGAUAUGGAUGAUGUACUUAUUGGUGGGCAGCCGACUGGGUCUUGUAAGAACAAAUGUGCAGCUAUUGUUGAUUCUGGAACUGCCUUGCUAGCUGGUCCAACGAGUGUGAUCACCCAGAUAAAUCAUGCCAUCGGGGCUCAAGGAAUUGUAACCGAGGCGUGCAAGGGUUUUGUUUCUAAAUUUGGACACAUAAUAUUUCGGCUGCUUUCGACAUUUGUCAAUACCAAGACGAUAUGCCCCUUUAUUGGAUUCUGUUUUCUUGAUGGGGAUCACGAAGUUAGUAUUGGCAUUAAGAGUGUUGUAGAUAGGAGUGAUAGUGUAUCACAUCCAUCUGUAACCGCGCCAAAUUGCAUUCUCUGUAAAGCAAUAGUAGGACUUAUGCAUACUAUGAUCGCCAAUAACAACACACAAGAAAUGAUUUUAAAAACAUUGGGCAAUCUAUGUAAACUGGUGCCCAUCCCAGUAGAAGAGUCGAUGGUUGAUUGUGCUAGACUUCCUUAUAUGCCUACUAUUUCGUUCACCAUUGGUGGCAAAGAAUUUGAACUUUUACCUAAUGAGUACAUAAUUAAGACCGGGGAGGGUGAGGAUGCACACUGCGUUAGUGGUUUCAUGCCUUUGGAUAUUCCUCCUCCACGUGGGCCACACUGGAUAUUAGGUGAUUUGUUUAUGCGUCGUUACCACACUGUAUUUGAUUAUGGCAAUCUAAGAGUUGGAUUUGCAGAAGCUGCGUGA
Molecule: messenger RNA, 1107 nt
Organism: Lactuca virosa
Lineage: Eukaryota; Viridiplantae; Streptophyta; Magnoliopsida; Asterales; Asteraceae
Source: the annotation of a GenBank genome assembly